Nipponia nippon (crested ibis) is the source of this 909-nucleotide messenger RNA. The record is from RefSeq and is a predicted model, not a curated record. Lineage: Eukaryota; Metazoa; Chordata; Aves; Pelecaniformes; Threskiornithidae.
AUGGGGGACACGGAGGAGCAGCAUCUCCAGCAGCAGGAGUCGUCCAUCAUGGAGCAGUGGAGAACUGUCCAUCCAUAUCGGGGGCGUGGGAAAACUGCAGCCUUCGUGAUGCAGAGCUGUGGGCCCCUGUUGUAUUUCCAGACUUCACAACUGCGGCUUGGUGUAUUUUUGGUUUGUAGCACCAGGCCCGGCUCCAGCAGCCCCGCCGAGCAGCAGCCGGUCCCUUGGAUGGCCAGCCCUCCUUGGGGUGGCAGCGGGACCUUCUGCUGCAGCUCCAGCCUCUGUGGCCGCUGGGCUCUGCCUCGGGAGCAGCUCUGCCCUGCCGGCAAACAGUUUCUUUGUGUCUCCGAGUGGCUAAAAGAAAAUCACAGGCAAACAACAGAAGUUGGCGUCUUGGCAAAGCAGUACCUUGAGCGAGGCCUUCUGGUGCCGGACCACGUCAUCACGCGCGUGAUGAUGACGGAGCUGGAGAAGCGGCGAGAGCAGCACUGGCUGCUCGAUGGUUUCCCUCGGACACUGGGGCAAGCCAAGGCGCUGGAUGGGAUCUGCAAGCUGGACCUGGUGAUCAGCUUGAACAUACCUUUCGAGACGCUGAAGGAUCGCCUGAGCGCCCGCUGGGUCCACCCAGCCAGCGGGAGGGUGUAUAACAUGGACUUCAACCCCCCCCAUGUCCAGGGUGUCGAUGACCUGACAGGCGAGCCGCUGGUCCAGCGUGAGGACGACAAACCCGAGGCCGUUGCUGCCAGGCUCAGAAAAUACAAAGAUGCUGCAAAGCCAGUAAUAGAGUUGUACAAGAGCAGGGGCAUCCUUCACUCCUUCUCGGGGACAGAGACCAACAAGAUUUGGCCAUAUGUGUACACCCUGCUUUCCAGCAAGAUCCCACCCGUUCUCUCAGAUGAGGAGAACUGA